AGCCAAGUCCUGUCUCUGUUAGAAUUUGGGAGCAGUGAGACCGGGCGUUAGGUCAGAAACAGGAGCUCCAUGAGUCAAUGACUGUCUCCAUAACUCUCCUUAAUGGUUUAUCAGUGUUGUUGGACGCAGGCUGCUGAAGUUACUCUUCUUGCAGAGUUACAGUGCCAGUUGUCCCAGUGAUGUGAGGCGGUGUAUAACAACAAAGCAGACAUGUGGACCAAAGGCUGAGGCUCAGGGGCUCCCGACUGCUCUCUGCGCCGCACAGUUAUAUUGCAGUUCCAGCUGUAAAGAUGACAUCUGCCACACCUCCGUCCUCUCGUAGCUCCUCCCCUCAGAAGGUGUGCCACUCCCAAACACAGACCGAUGUUUUAAAGCCCUUACUGGGUGGUGGCUUAUCUGGUGGGGGAGGGACUCUGAGGAAGAGGAGGCGUGUCCUGUCCAAAGAUGGGCGUAGCAACGUGCGCAUCGAGCACGUCAACGGCCGGAAUGCUCUGUACAUGCGGGACCUCUGGACAACAUUUCUGGACAUGCAGUGGCGCUACAAGUUGUUCCUGUUCACGGCCACGUUUGCGGGGACCUGGUUCCUGUUCGGGGUGCUGUGGUAUCUGAUGGCCCUGGUGCACGGAGACCUGCUUGAGUUCGACCCCCCGUCGAACCACACGCCCUGUGUGAUGCAGAUGCAGACCCUGACAGGGGCUUUCCUCUUCUCCCUGGAGACCCAGACCACCAUUGGUUAUGGUUUCCGUUGCAUCACUGAGGAGUGUCCCGCAGCCAUCAUCCUCCUAAUCGUCCAGCUCGUCAUCACCAUGCUGAUGGAGAUCUUCAUCACUGGUACCUUCCUGGCCAAGGUUGCUCGGCCAAAGAAGCGAGGUGAGACGGUGAAGUUUAGCCAACACGCAGUGGUGUCGACCCACGAAGGCCGGCCCUGCCUGAUGAUCAGGGUGGCCAACAUGCGCAAGAGUCUCCUGCUCGGCUGUCAGGUGAGUGGAAAACUGCUCCAGACAUCUCUGACCAAGGAAGGGGAGACGGUUCGCCUGGACCAGAGAAACGUUCCCUUCCAAGUGGACACAUCUAGCGACAGCCCCUUCCUCAUCCUGCCCCUCACCUUCUACCACCUCAUCGAUGACAACAGCCCCCUGCGAGCCUGGGCAGACAAGGGUGGAGGCUGGACAGACCCAGAGUUGGCAGACUUCGAGCUGCUGGUCAUCAUGAGCGCUACAGUGGAGCCGACCUCGGCCACCUGCCAGGUUCGCACCUCAUACCUGCCGGAUGAGAUUCUCUGGGGUUAUGAGUUUCCACCUGUAGUCUCCCUUUCCCCAUCGGGGAAAUACAUAGCGGACUUUGCCUUCUUUGAUAAAGUGGCCAAGACCAAGACCACGCCCAUCUUCAAAAAAUCCAGCCCCCAGCAUGAGUACCAGAGCAACGGGGGUGCUGUGUCUGAGGGGUCCGAUCCAGAGAAGAUCCGUCUGGAGCAGAGUUACAGGGAGAGAGGGGAGGAGCGUGGCCGUGUCAGAGACACUCCUCUCAGUGUUCGCAUCAGCAAUGUGUGAACAAAUGAAAUGGUUGAGAAG
Etheostoma spectabile (orangethroat darter) is the source of this 1571-nucleotide messenger RNA. Its product is annotated as ATP-sensitive inward rectifier potassium channel 10. Gene Ontology annotation, cellular component: plasma membrane. The record is from RefSeq and is a predicted model, not a curated record. Gene Ontology annotation, biological process: potassium ion import across plasma membrane; regulation of monoatomic ion transmembrane transport. The transcript has 7 exons. Bases 291 to 1550 code for a protein of 419 amino acids. Gene Ontology annotation, molecular function: inward rectifier potassium channel activity. Lineage: Eukaryota; Metazoa; Chordata; Actinopteri; Perciformes; Percidae.